GCUCGAUGUGGCUUCGUCGCGGGGGAGAUUUGUCGCCGGUGCGUUUCACGUCGAUACGCGCGACGCGAGUGAUUCAUGAAUCAAAAUCGGAGCGAGAACGCACGGUGUCAUCGUCAGCUGAUCGAUCGACGAUUGCGCGCUUUGCAAGUGCCGAUCGAUGAUCCGGGAGUUACGAUCCGCGAGAAACGCGAUGUCAUAAUCGCAUUUCGCCGAUAUUUAAACGCGAUUCCCUAAAAUUUAAUUGGACGUGAGUGAAUUUCGCACGCUUGUUUCUUCGAUCGUAACGUCGUUUCACGUUGUCAAUUUUUUUUAUGCUACUUUUGACCUCUUUGAUAUUCGCACACACAUAAGAUCGUUUUUCGCGAGUGCAAUGCCCUAACGCACGUGCUUGUUCGGUGCAUUGCCGCGGGGCUGCGAGAGGGAAGAAUUAGUGCGAAAAACCGAAGCUCUCGAUCGCAAAAACGCGCUGUGCUCCAAGUAAAUACCACAAAUCUGGUAGCUGUGUGCAGACUGUGUCCGGUUAUAACCGGUCGUUCCAUUACAGCCGAAACUAUUCUUCGCACUUGAAUUGAUACGUCGAUAUCGAUACGUCGAUAUCGAUACGUCGAUCGUGAUUAACUUGGUCCGCAAUUUCAUACGCACGCGCUCGAUAUUUCGUUGCUACUUGACGAGGUCAACGUAUCGGAACGUAAGAGUGAAAUAUAACGGCGUAAAGUACAAUCGGAGUAGUGUGGCAAAACGUCGAUUUGUUCUACGAUCGAUAAGCGUCAGCGUUUCGAAAUUUCCGACAUUCCCAUCACCUCAAUAGCCAGCAAGACGAAAAGAGCUUCAAGAGAAAAUACGGUCACGUAGGAAACAAGCGCCGCAGUGUAAAUCCUCCAAGUGUUUCGAAAAUUUAUCAGACUUGCAACCUAGUUGCGCUUGGACGUAUAUCGUACUGAAGUUUCGACAGCCGGAAUUUCAGAGACAAGUCAAAUCUACUUUGCAAGUUUAGUCGCGACCCGGCGAAUAUUUUAUUCCAUUCCGCGGAGGUUUACCGCGCGAUCGAACGCAUUAGUGGGAAUCGCGACAGGGUAUCGAGACGGAAAAGCUCGAAAUCCGAAGAAAGCGGCCUUGGAGUGGAGCUGCAAUCCUGCUACAGACAAUAAAACUAUUAUCGUCACUCAGAGAAGCUGUCGGAAGAAACUUCGCUCCGUUACGUAUUUCGUUUAUCCGGGAAAAUCCAACGAUCAUCCGCUCCUUCGACGCACAUGCGUGAAAUUCUACAGCAACGACUAAAUUUACCUAACGCAGAGGAACGCAUCGUUUAUAAUAUAAAAAAUAAAACAGAACGAUAACAAAACAAACGAAAUAAAAUUUCAACUAUUCGCAUCCUCCAUUUUGAGAAUCGCAUUGCGCGUCGAUCGGAAAAUCUGCUGGAGAGAUCAAUUGAAUGCGCUUAAGUCGUACAGUGGAGAGUUGCUUUAAUCAGGAAGGAAAGAUCUCUCACGAGAUAAGGAGAAUGGAGAUUAUGGCGAGAGAUUAUUAAGAUGAGAAACACCGAACGGUCGUAACAUACGUCGUUAGAGGUCCCGUAUCUUGUUCUUGGAAGGCUCGAAAGACAAAUAGUCGUCUCAUUAAAUGACGACAGAUACGUGAGCGACAAGACAGAUAGGGGGACGGCUCGUAUCGGUUCACGUCGACGGCAGCAACGAAACGACGACGAGGAAAGGCGGACGAUGUGGACGGCGGCGCAAUGCAGCAGCAGCAGCAGCAGCAGCAGCAGAAGCAACAGCAACGACAACGGCAACGAGAGCGGCAACAGCGUCGGGGGUUGCAAUUAGUGCCGGCUCGCUACGGCCGCGAGACUACGUAACGACUAAAGGAGGACGGAGGGUGCUACGCCGACCUCUAGGGGAUCGAGGGUGUGUGUAGUGCGCGUGAAAGGGAGACAAAAUGUGGUGGAGGUGGCGGUGGUGGAGUGUCGUGACGACGACGACGACGACAACGACGAUGGUGGUGAUGCUGGUCUUGGGAGCCGCUACGGCGUACUCGCCAUCGGUGGAAUUAUCCGAUCUCGAUAAGCCAAUACCGAUUCUUGCCAUUAAUGGUGUAGUCGGAAACAAGGUGCAGCUCCCUUGCGACAUCUCGUCUGAUAACGAUGAAGUCAACAUGGUGCUUUGGUACAAGGAAGGCGGGUCUGAACCGAUUUAUAGCUUCGAUGUACGCGGUAGUCGGCAGUUCAGCGACGCCCGUCUUUGGUCGUCGCCCUCGGCACUGGGACCAAGAGCUUUUUUUAUGUCAGCGACGAAUCCAGCUCACCUCAGCAUUGACCGGCUGCAGAGCGCGGACGAAGGGAUCUAUCGGUGCCGGGUGGACUUCAGAAACUCGCCGACGCGGAAACAAAAGAUGAACUUAACCGUUAUAGUGCCUCCGUCGAAGCCGAUAAUAUUGGACGAGGCGAUGAAGAAGGGCAUUGAGGAGACGUACAACGAGGGGAACGACGUGAACCUGAUUUGCGAGGUACGUGGCGGCAAACCGCCCCCGAAGCUGACGUGGUAUCUCGACAACACCGUGAUAGACGAGUCCUAUCACUACGACGCCGAGACCGGGAUAACGGUUAACCACUUGGCGUAUCCGAAAAUUGGUCGACAGCAUCUCAAGGCGAGGCUGAUCUGUCAGGCUAGCAACACGAAUUUGAUGCCACCGCAAACCAAGCUGCUCGUCCUCAACGUGAAUCUAAAACCAUUGGUAGUUCAAAUCUUGACGAAGGAAGCGCGAGUUUCAGCCGACAAAAAUUACGACGUGGAGUGUCGUACGAGCGGUUCACGGCCAGAAGCAAUCAUCACAUGGUGGAAAGCAAAUAAGCCGAUCAACAAAAUAGCUCAAGCCUAUUCGCUCGAGAACAAUCAAACUUUGAGUAUCCUCAGCUUUGUGCCAACUAUAGAGGACGACGGUAAAUACUUGACAUGUCGCGCGGAAAAUCUCGCUAUAUCUGAUAGCGCGCUGGAGGAUAAGUGGCGGCUUGAUGUACAAUAUCAGCCCGUGGUCAACUUAAGGAUGGGCGAAACGUUAAAUCCGGACGACAUCAAAGAAGGCGACGACGUGUACUUUGAGUGUAUAGUACGAGCGAAUCCAAAGGUGUACAAACUUGCUUGGUUCAAGGACGGUAAAGAAUUAAAGAACAAUUCUACGGCGGGUGUAGUCCUCAGCGAUCACUCUCUCGUCCUCCAAGGAUUGACACGUUACUCCGCCGGUGAUUAUACCUGUCUUGCGGCGAACAGCGAGGGAAAGACCGCCAGUAAUCCAGUGUCUCUUCAGAUAAUGUAUGCGCCGGUGUGCAAGGAGGGCAAGAGCGAGGUGGUAGUAGGCGCUUUGAAACAGGAAACCGUGUCAUUAGUGUGCUCCGUGGAGAGCCAUCCGGCACCGGUGACUUUUCACUGGACAUUCAAUAAUUCCGGCGAGCUCGUCGAGGUACCGCACUCGCGUUAUUCUCACGUAUCGGCUCCGGGCACGCCAUCCGUCGCGGACAACCUGAAAGAGUACCAACAGUUUCACGGAUCCAGACUCAACUACACACCGGCCACGGAAAUGGAUUACGGUACGGUGGCAUGCUGGGCGAGCAAUCAGGUUGGCAAGCAACGAACACCCUGCCUCUUUCAGGUUAUAGCCGCGGGUCGUCCGUACGCUCUUCACAAUUGCAGCGCGACGGAGAUGUCGGCGCCCCUGGACAUGGAGGAGCUGAGCGCGAAGUCGGGAACAGGACUGGUAGUCCGAUGCCUGGAGGGUUACGACGGCGGUCUUCCUAUAUACAGUUACCAGCUCGAGGUUGUGGCUGACGAGGAUGGAAGUCCGCUUCUGCUAAAUAAAACUGUGCCGGCAGGUCCCAAUGGACCGACUUUCGAAGUUGCGGGAUUGACGACAGGAAGAAGCUAUCGACUUUAUCUCUACGCAAUUAAUGCGAAGGGAAGGAGCGAACCUGCCAUUCUCGAGCCAGUAACAUUGAAAGGUGUCGCUAUGUACACGACUGGCAACACCAACGCAUCGAUGCUGAAUCCGUUGUUGCUGGGCUUGGCAGCCAUGGCGACCCUUUUGGCCCUGGCCGUUGCUGGAAUCCUGGCGGCGCUCUACCGGAAGCACUCCACCGGCCGACCCGGAAGUCCAAAGCACGCUCCCAUCGUAUGCGAGCCGCCUAAUGCAGGUGCAACCACCCCAGUGCACCCUCAGACCAAACAGGCGGUCGAUGACAUCGAUCCGGACAUCAUACCGAACGAGUAUGAAAGAAGACCCUUAACGUACACCCCCGUCUAUAAGACACCACCACAACGAAGAAAGAAGGAUCGCGCCACCGAUGAGAAUGCCUCACCGGAGAAAAGGCCGAUUGUUCAACACGGUCUGGACCUGCCUCCGGAUCCGAUGUUGACCGACUGUCUGCCAACGCCCACCCUAAAUUAUCCGCAAAAUCAUGUGCCUCAGCAAAGCACUUAUAAUCAUCCGCCCACGAUGGCUGAUUUUAAACAGAUGGCCAUGGACGCCUACAAUCAGCGUAAUAACCAAAACGUAUAUUAUAGCCUUCAGAGGACGAGCAAAGGGCUAUCGAUGCCACAGAGGCCCGUUUCAUCGUCGGUCUCCGCGCAAGGCAAAUUCCAUCAACCGGAAGUGGUGACUCGCUCGAAUCGGAUACAAGAGAGCUGUAUAUAAGUUCGGGAGGAAUUCCCCUUGCGGGGAAUCGACCUCGUGAGCUUGUAAAUCGCCGCCAACGAUUAUAUUUACACGCGUAAAUGUAAACGAAUACGGGCGGAGGAAAACAGAGUUAUAGAGAUCCACCCACGUGGAUUCACGAGACGCGAACGCGAAGCGUGCUAUCUUGCCAUAGUUGGAGCGCGAGUUACAAACUACUCCGCGAAAUACACUUAACGUUAACCAAACAAAACAGUAGAGAGAAACGGAUGUGCGGUCGCUUCGGAUCGUAUUGACCGGGAACGCGAUCUCCUCUCGAGAUUACGUUACAUCUCCAUGUCCUGCGGCUGGCAUAUCUACAUUUUCAUAAUUUUACCGAAAAAUCGAGAUAAACGACAUUAGUAAAAUAGAGGGAGUACCUAUACAUGUCCAAUUUCUUCACUGCCAUAUACUGACAAUGAGGUAUAAACGGUAUUAUAUCGUAACGUACAAAGAGUCUAACCCCUAAGUAGUUAACAUCAAUAACAAGAAGGAAGAGAGAUGAGGCUGGGUUAAAGUGAGCUGAGAGAAAAUUUCAACGGCGGCUUUAUACUUUAUUCAUACUUCCGGUUUCCAAGUCGCACAAAACAGCGUCUUUUUACAUGUACUUCACAUACUAAUUCUUUUGGAACUUUUACAAUCUACAAGCUACUUUCAGGUUGCCCUGACAGUUUUAUAAAAUAAUACAGUUAAGAGAAGAGUGUGUAUUAUCUACGAUCAAAAAGCUUAUUCUCCAGCCUUACUCUCAAAAUACUAACAAUAUUAACGUGAUCGUAUUCGAAGCUCAUCAAUGCUCAUGUUUUCUUAUGCAAAAUUUUUAUAACGACCCAAGAAAAGACAUAUUCUUUCGAAAGACUUCGCCGAAACUCGAGAAAAUUCUCUCUUAAGGAGCGACGACUUCGUUCCCGAUCACUGACGCGGUACACGGACGUGGGUUUUACUGUUUAUAUAAAACUAGUUUUUGUACAAAGAUCUAUUGUAAAUAGACACGAGCCUGGCCCUAGAAUUAUAGUCACUAAUGUCCGAAUUUCAAUCCGUUAAACGUUAAGCUGAGAAAUGUCCGAUCGCGUAAGAUAAAACUCGAUGGCAUACGAAUACGAAUAAAGAGAAUACGUUUCAU
This is a messenger RNA of Cataglyphis hispanica, 5818 nucleotides long. RefSeq names its product hemicentin-2-like. Gene Ontology annotation, molecular function: protein binding. The record is from RefSeq and is a predicted model, not a curated record. The transcript is spliced from 13 exons. Bases 1936 to 4680 code for a protein of 914 amino acids. NCBI's taxonomy places the organism in Eukaryota, Metazoa, Arthropoda, Insecta, Hymenoptera, Formicidae.